UAAUACUCAGCUAUAUUAAUUGUGCUAGUUGCAACGUGAAUUCAUCAUCCGCAACCGCCAGUACUUCAAAAUGCCCUCUGACAUCGCUCGUGCCCCAUUGAUGAAAAUCGAUCUUCCGUCUCCUGAGGAGUUCAGGAAGAGGAAAGUUGCGCUGGUCUCUGGAAUAACUGGUCAAGAUGGUUCAUAUUUGGCAGAGCUUCUGCUGGGGAAGGGAUAUGAAGUACAUGGUAUAAUCCGUCGCUCGUCCAGCUUCAACACUGGUCGUCUAGACUCUCUUUAUGCGGAUCAGCAUGAGCGACCCAACAAAUUCAAGCUGCACUACGGUGAUCUCUCCGAUAGCACCAACCUUGUCUACAUCCUCGCCCAGGUUCUCCCCACAGAGAUCUACAAUCUCGGUGCUCAAUCGCACGUCAAGGUGUCCUUCGAGAUGUCAGAAUAUACUGCCGAUGUCGAUGGCCUCGGCACCCUACGCCUCCUUGACGCCAUCCGCACUGUCGGCCUCGAAAAUCACACGCGGUUCUACCAGGCUUCAACCUCAGAACUCUAUGGAAAGGUCGUCGAGACCCCACAGAGUGAGACUACGCCGUUCUACCCUCGUAGCCCGUAUGGUGUCGCCAAGUUGUACGCAUACUGGAUUACGGUGAACUACCGUGAGGCGUACGGCAUGUAUGCGUGCAACGGUAUCCUUUUCAAUCACGAGAGCCCGAGGCGAGGGAGGACGUUCGUCACGAGGAAGAUCUCGAGGGCAGUUGCAGAUAUUAGUGUCGGCAAGCAGCAUUGCUUGUACCUCGGUAACAUUGAUGCGCAGAGAGAUUGGGGACAUGCCAAGGACUACGUCGAGGGCAUGUGGCGCAUGCUUCAACAGCCUACACCCGAUGAUUUUGUUCUUGCCACCGGAGAGACUCACCCUGUGCGAGAGUUCGUCGAGAAAGCCUUUGCGGUUGUCGGGGUUAAAAUAAUGUGGCGCAAUUCUGGUGUGGAAGAAGAGGGCUACGAUGCUCAGACCGGGCGGGUGGUAGUCAGAGUCGACCCACAGUACUUCCGUCCCGCAGAAGUCGAUCUUCUUCUUGGAAACCCUGCCAAAGCCGAGCGUGUUCUUGGAUGGAAGCGCAAGGUCGACUUCGAUUCCCUCGUGACAGAGAUGGUAAAGGCGGAUUUGAAGGCAACGAAGAGCCUCGUGGAAGAUCAGAACUGAUGAAAAUGACACGGCUAUAAAUUGCAGCUGUGCAACUAUGUACAAUUCGAGGACUUUCUUGUGGACUGAUAUCUUAGUAUCGUAGCAAUCAAAUUUGUGUUCGAGGUUUGAAAUGAAGAUCCU
Messenger RNA from Suillus discolor, 1318 nucleotides. RefSeq lists its product as uncharacterized. Lineage: Eukaryota; Fungi; Basidiomycota; Agaricomycetes; Boletales; Suillaceae. Bases 71 to 1195 code for a protein of 374 amino acids. Gene Ontology annotation, biological process: GDP-mannose metabolic process. The transcript has 7 exons. Gene Ontology annotation, molecular function: GDP-mannose 4,6-dehydratase activity. The record is from RefSeq and is a predicted model, not a curated record.